Molecule: messenger RNA, 1654 nt
Organism: Leptopilina boulardi
Lineage: Eukaryota; Metazoa; Arthropoda; Insecta; Hymenoptera; Figitidae
Gene: Imd
Exons: 3
Coding region: 519-1301 (260 amino acids)
Biological process (GO): signal transduction
Molecular function (GO): protein binding
Source: RefSeq, a predicted model, not a curated record
AUCUACAGUAGGUAAACAGACUUGUAGAUAAUUUUAUUUAAUUUAAUUAAACAUUUUUUUCUACAAAAUUACAAAUUGACAUUAAAACAAUUAUUAUUUAACAUUCUUUUAUACUAAAUUAGCUUUAUAACCUUGAAAAGACUAAUUUGCAUAAUGACACUUUGUUUAAAAAUUGGAAGGGGAAAACACCGAUAAAUAUCCGUGUGUACAAUACACAUGCAUAUUUCUUUUUAAUUCGAUAAAAAAAAGACCUUAAUGUUAAUCUUUAGAGUUGAAUAGUGCUUAAGUUUUGUCAAGAGAAAUACCAGAAGCAUCUUGCUAUUCUCAAUGCUUUGUAUGUCAUUAUCAUUAUUAUCAGUUUCCAUUUACAAUACAAAGGAAGUAAAUCACCUGUUGAAUUUAACUGCGCGAGUUUUUUUUUCUUUUUUUUUACUAUAAUUAAAUAAUCAAGGUGCGGUUGGCAAAAUAAUACUUAAAAAAAAAAAAGGAAUUUUAAAAACAUUUUUAUUUUGUGGAAAAUGUCAGUUUCAUCGAAUUUGAAAGAUAGAAUUGAUAAUAUACUUACUGUUGAUGCUACACCAAGUACACCACAAACGCCUUGUGAAGAUGAUCUUCUUGAUCAAUUUGAUAUAAAUGAUUCUCCACUUUCAAAAAUUUCACGAAGUGGUACUAUUUUCACGCCAACAACAGAACAGACACGACAAUCUACAUGUGAAUUUGAAUCGACUUCGGAUAUUAAAUUUCCGAGUGCUAAAAGCAAAUAUCCGGAUGAUGACGUGAACACUGAUUCUGGACAAGAGAAAAAAAACAAUGGAUAUAAAAAGAAACAUAGAUCAAAAGCUAAAAAUCCAAGUGCUGUAAAUUACAAUAUUAUUAAUUCUAAUGAUGUGAAAAUUUGUCCUAAAACAAGUUUUAUUUGUAAUAUUAAUCAACAUAUCAAUGGAACAAAUAGUUAUCCACAAAAAACAAAAACAGUAAAAUCAAUGCCUAUUGGUAUACGUAAUCUUAGUGAAUGUCAAGAAGAAAUCUCAAGAAAUGAUAUACUAUUAAUAAAAGAACAUAUGGGUUCUGGUUGGAAGGAUGUUGGAAGAAAAUUAAAUUAUUCAGACGGUCAACUUGAACAAUUUCAAGAGAAUUUUAAUAGUCGAGGUCUCGAUGAGAUUGUCUACCAAUUUUUAUUAGAUUGGAAACAAGCAAAUUCAAAGGAUGCAAAAUUGGGAAUUCUUGUAACUGCAAUGUGGACAAGUCAUCAAUAUGAAUGCGUUAAAGAACUUGAAAAAAGUCGUAGAAAAUCAUCGUGAAUUUUUUUUUUUUUCCUCCAAAAAAAUUGUUUCCAAAGAAAUUUUUUUUUUUUUGUAAAUUUUUUGCAUUUACAAAAAUGAAAUUGAAAUUUUUAUUUCAAUUCAAAUAAUUACCGGUGAUCGCAUUCUAAUUAACAUUUAUUAGAUUUUAAAAAUUCAAAAUGAUAUAUUUAAUUUUUGUUUACAUUAUCAUUUUUCCCAGUGUAAUUUUUUAAAAGGGUUUUUUUUUAAAUUAAUUUUAAUUUUUUUUUUUUUAAAUUAGUUUAUAAAACUAUAUUGUAAAUAAGAUUUUAACAAAUAACAUAUUGUAAAUAGUAAUAAAGAACAAAAUAUGAAGAAAUAAUAAUAAUAAU